AUGCGGUGCGCGAACAAGGCCUCUGAGAGCGCGUCUGCACGUCUCUGUGUAGACGCCGAAGCAGAAACCACAGCAACUGAUGUCUCAUCGGUUUCUGAAGCGACUCAGCCUGUGUCACUUGGUGAUGCAGGCGCUGGUCAUGAAGACACUCAUGUCUUCACAGAGUAUGAGCUCGGUGUCUCAUACUCUCCUGAUACGGAAGACGGAUCCGUAUCGACGGCGAUCGAAUCCAAGCCGCCUGCCAAGCGUGGCAUGGACGAUGCUUUGCGUCGCAGCAUCUUUGGUUCAUCUGAUUCAUCAGAUGAACCAUCGCCGAAGCGAAGGCGCUCGAGGUCGCGAGACUCGGGCGCUGACAGUGGUGUCGGUUCUCCUAUGGACACCACUUCACAGCGAGGUGCCAGUACUUCUGUCGGCACGUCGCAGGAAGAGCGGGACCGCAAUGUGUUGCGUCUCGCUCCUGAGAAGAAGGCAUGGAUGCCUCCCAAAUCCGUCAUGGAUCACUUGUCGGCGACGACGAGUGAUUGUUAUCGAACACGAUUGUUCGAUUCGUCAAGGAUCCAUCACCUUGACCCCAGCGCGAAAAACUAUCGCGCUGAGUAUGAUUUCUUCAUCGAUGCUUUCUUUAGACAUCGAUGGUACAGUGGGAAUCACAAGCGUGAUGGUCCCUCACUACUUCAAGCGUGGAACGCCUACAUCCAUAACCUUGAGGAUGUAGGUCGUGACGCUUGGAACGACAAGCUUAUCAAAGCUCGUGAUAAGUUUGAAAAGCGAACCCCGACAGGUGCACGCUACAAGCUGCAUCGUCUGUCAAGGGAGAAAGGAUUACCCUGCCUCUCAUGGGGAGACUCGUGUCCAUGUUGUGUGAACAACUCUGCACGAGCACCUAAGGAGGCUUACCUCCUUACCAGCCCGUGGUGGCGCGUACGUAUCUCUACUGAGAUGUACGAAGGGAUUGACAAACUGAAAUCCCUUUACGACCGUGCCGGGAAGACUUUCUCCGGCGGUCCUUCUGCGGCACAGGAUGUGCCGCGUCGUACUGCUCAACCAGACCCAGAACGUCAACCAUCAGUUGGGAGCGGGGCUCCCAAGUAUCCCAGGACGGGGGAUAGCCGCGCCACCGGACGAGAUAACUCGUCCGACCUCCGUUCACGUCGCGGUGGCUCAACAGCUGCUCAACUAGAUAGCGCUGGCCACCGCGAGAGUCCUCUAAUGGAGGUGGAGGAGGAGGAAAGACGCUCUCCACACGAUCAGCGGAAUAGGCGUCUCCAAAUGGCGGACACUGCCUCGAAGCAUCGAGCUGAGUUUGCCUUUGCUCAGCUUGAGAACGAGAGAUCUCUGACAUCUCUUCGUGACGAGCUAAGGGUAGCUCGUGGGAUUGUUGAUCGGUCUCGGGAUGAGAUAGCUGCUCUUCAGACCCUUGUUGAUGCCCACCAUCGGGAGCACAAGGCUCUCUGCAAGAUGCUUGAGCGCAAGGGCGUUCUUCAUCGGAAGAAGCAGCGUACUGAUGGUACGGCUUAA
Molecule: messenger RNA, 1518 nt
Organism: Peronospora matthiolae
Lineage: Eukaryota; Oomycota; Peronosporomycetes; Peronosporales; Peronosporaceae
Source: the annotation of a GenBank genome assembly